Messenger RNA from Alosa alosa (allis shad), 2585 nucleotides. RefSeq names its product Rho related BTB domain containing 1 (gene rhobtb1). Lineage: Eukaryota; Metazoa; Chordata; Actinopteri; Clupeiformes; Clupeidae. Gene Ontology annotation, cellular component: cytoplasm. Gene Ontology annotation, biological process: proteasome-mediated ubiquitin-dependent protein catabolic process; regulation of proteolysis. The record is from RefSeq and is a predicted model, not a curated record. Gene Ontology annotation, molecular function: GTPase activity; GTP binding; ubiquitin protein ligase binding.
CUGUAGCGGAUGGAGUGGGUGGAUGUUACUGUCCGAGUCACGUAUGUGGGAUCGGCUGCUUUACUUUGUGACCACCGGCAGCAGCACGCACAUAAAUCACUCUUGUAAACCACUCUUAAUUUCUCGGGUGUGUGAGGAGACUGUCAAGAAAGGAGAGGUGGAUAGUCAGUACACCGCGCGCAUCCUAGGUUUCUGUGAGACCGUCUGAGGCACCUUGUUUUCCUGAAUGAAAUCGUACGCCUGCUAUAAAUAGAACAGGGUCGUUGACGUCACAAUGGAAGCUGCAACCACGUCGGUGCUGUGUGGCUGGCUGCAGACGCUUCACUCAAAGAGCUUUCGAAUGGAGAAGGGCAUGGUGACGGCCGCUCAAAAGACCGAGCAAACUAGACAUACAGUGUUAUUGCGAUAGUGAAGGAAAGAGGAAGGAUUAACUUUUUUUUGGACAGAUUGGGAUAUAAUGCCGGUUACGAAAUGAUCUUGCAGCAUUUCAAACCUAGCUAGCACCGACCGAUUUUAUUGCUAGCCAGCUGCAGUAAUUCUAACGUUACUCCUUGAAGUCUUGACUUCACUUUGGGUUGACAAGAACAAAAACACACAAUCCCAAGCAACGACUGGGCGUGUAUUAUGGAUUACGAGCGGCCUAACGUGGAGACCAUCAAGUGUGUCGUUGUGGGGGACAAUGCCGUUGGGAAGACUCGCCUCAUCUGUGCCCGCGCCUGCAACACCACACUGACCCAGUACCAGCUGCUGGCCACACACGUGCCCACCGUCUGGGCCAUCGACCAGUACCGAGUGUGCCAGGAGGUGUUGGAGCGAUCCAGAGAUGUGGUGGACGAGGUGAGCGUGUCCCUACGACUAUGGGACACAUUUGGAGACCACCACAAAGACAGACGAUUUGCCUAUGGCAGGCCCAUCAAACCCGGGGACAUCCUGCCACCAGAGAGUGGACGAGAGGUGGCCAAAGAGCUGGGUAUCCCCUACUAUGAAACCAGCGUCUUCGACCAGUUCGGCAUCAAGGACAUCUUCGACAACGCCAUCCGCGCCGCCCUCAUCUCCCGCCGCCACCUGCAGUUCUGGAAGUCGCACCUGCGCAAGGUCCAGAAGCCUCUCCUCCAGGCGCCGUUCCUGCCGCCCAAAGCGCCCCCUCCGCUCAUCAAGAUCUCCGAGGGGCCGGGCGUCGGCCCCGGCGACCGCGAGGGUCCGCGGCAGCUGCUGGACAGCCCGCUGUGCGCCGACGUGGUGUUCGUGCUGCAGGAGCACGCGCGCGUCUUCGCCCACCGCAUCUACCUGUCCACGUCCUCGUCCAAGUUCUACGACCUCUUCCAGAUGGACUGUCCGAGGAGUCCCAAUGCCUGGUCGUGACUGACCGCUUCCGAGGGUCCGGCAGAGGAGGAGGAGGAGGCGGCGGCGGUGGAGGUGCCUCCGUCGCCGGGGGCAACGCACGCGGCGACGCCCACCUGAUGCGCACGCUGAGCCUGGACACCGAGGAGGCGUGUUACGCGACCAGUCGCCCGUGCCGCUGCGGCGUCCAAAAGCGGCAACGCGCUCCGUGUGAGGUCGCUUCGGUGUGGCAAGCGCGGUGCUCAGCUCGCUUCAACCUCCUGGAGCAAGGCCUUCUACAGCAUCCACCGCGAGGCCGUGGCCAACCCGGUGACCGGCGCGUCGGCGCCCAUGACCGUGGUCAAGAUGGACGCCUCCAUCCAGAUGGGUCCGUUCAGCGCCGUGCUGCGCUUCCUGUACACGGGCGAGUUGGACGAAGAGGAGCCCGACCUGAUGAAGGUGGCGCAGAUCGCCGAGAUCCUGGAGGUGUUCGACCUGCGCAUGAUGGUGGAGAACAUCAUGAACAAGGAGGGCUUCAUGAACCAGGAGAUCACCAAGGCGUUCCACGUCAGGAAGGCCAAUCGCAUCAAGGAGUGUCUCACCAAAAACAAGUUCACAGAUCGUCAGUAGUUCAGUUUGGACGAUGGCACCAUCAACGCCCAUAAGCCUCUGCUCAUCUCCAGCUGCGACUGGAUGUCAGCGCUGUUCGGCGGCUCCUUCAUGGAGAGCUCCAACAAUGAGGUGUCCAUCCCCAGCACCAGUCGCGCGUGCAUGCAGGGCGUGCUGGAGUACCUGUACACCAACCAGCUGUCCCCCAUGGCCGACCUGGACCCCCUGGAGCUCAUCGCCCUGGCCAACAGACUGUGCCUUCCCCGCCUCAUCGCUCUGACAGAACAGUAUGCUGUGACUGAGCUGGUGAGAGGCUCUCGAGGCGGCCAGGAUAUUGACGGAGAGGUGCUGACCUACCUGGAGCUGGCUCAGUUCCACAAUGCUAACCAGUUAGCAGCCUGGUGCUUGCAUCACAUUUGUACACAUUACAACAGCGUUUGUGCCAAUUACCGCAAAGAAAUCAAGUCCAAGUCACUAGAGAACCAGGAGUACUUUGAGAAGCACCGCUGGCCGCCAGUGUGGUACCUGAAGGAGGAGGACCACUACCAGCGCAUGAAGAAGGAGCGGGAGAAGGAGGACGUGGUCCUCAACAAGCACCACUCGCGCAGGCGCUGGUGCUUCUGGCGGGCCUCACCCGCCGUAGGGUGAGAAAGAGA